This is a messenger RNA of Striga asiatica, 1544 nucleotides long. NCBI's taxonomy places the organism in Eukaryota, Viridiplantae, Streptophyta, Magnoliopsida, Lamiales, Orobanchaceae. The record is from the annotation of a GenBank genome assembly.
AUUUUAAUGGUUAUUGGUUAAGGCCUGUAGUAGUAACCAACUAACCAUUACCUGAACGGUGCCCCAGUUUUUCUCAACACCAAACACUGCACUUUCUCUGUCUAUAGUCAUGGCCGCGUGCUCAAGCUCAAGCUUUUCUCCUCAGAAGUUAAUUCCAUUGAAAGCCAAACCCAUUGCUUCUGUUCUCGUUAAAUCGAGAUUUUCGGUUCAUGUUAAAGCCUUUUCUUCUCAAAUCUCAAGUUCACCUCAAAAGGUGUUGACUGCUGUGCUGGUUUUGCAUUAUCAGAUGAGAUUCCAGCUCGCAUUGGCUUUCUGGGUCUCGGAAUUAUGGGAUCUCCAAUGGCACAAAAUCUCAUUAAAGCAGGAGUCCUCAAUGGGGAAUAAUAUCCUACUGGCAAUGCGUAAAAACUUCGAUGGCGAUUUUAACUUUAGGAAAUGUGAUGUUACUGUUUGGAAUAGGACCAAAAGCAAAUGUGAUCCCCUUAUCUCCUUGGGUGCAAAGUAUAAAUCCUCACCUGAGGAAGUAGCUGCCUCUUGUGAUGUCACAUUUGCGAUGCUUGCAGAUCCUGAAAGUGCAGUUGACGUCGCAUUUGGAAAGAAUGGAGCUGCAGGUGGUAUGAGCUCGGGAAAAGGUUAUGUAGAUGUCUCUACUGUUGAUGGAGCCACUUCCAAAUUGAUCAGCUCACAUAUCAAAUCAACCGGAGCACUUUUUCUGGAGGCUCCAGUUUCAGGUUCCAAAAAGCCAGCUGAAGAUGGGCAGUUAAUUUUUCUCACCGCUGGUGAUAAAUCUCUCUAUGAUAUUUGUGGCCCACUUUUAGACAUCAUGGGAAAGUCGAGAUUUUACCUUGGAGAUGUUGGCAAUGGAGCUGCAAUGAAACUCGUAGUUAAUAUGAUUAUGGGAAGUAUGAUGGCAUCGUUUUCCGAAGGGUUGCUACUUAGUGAGAAAGUAGGUCUUGAUCCCAGUGUUCUUGUUGAGUUUAAAAGAAUUAUUGACCAAGAUAUUNAGGUUAUUUCGCAAGGCGCCAUAAGUGCACCAAUGUACUCCAUGAAAGGGCCUUCAAUGGUUCAAUCCCUUUACCCCACAGCAUUUCCACUAAAGCAUCAGCAGAAGGACAUUCGGCUGGCUCUAGGGUUAGCCGAGUCAGUUUGUCAGCCAAUACCGAUUGCUGCUGCUGCAAAUGAGCUGUAUAAAGUUGCGAAAUUGCGCGGAUUAAGUGACGAGGACUUCUCGGCGGUUAUUGAAGCACUGAAAGGGAAACUGGAAAAAUAGUUCAGAUGGUUGGCCCAACUUAUUAGUGAAGAUUUUCUUUUCAUUUGGUACUUUCUAUCUGUUGAGUCAAAUUUGUUCACCUUUUCACAUUGCUAACAGUGGUACAGAAUAUUGGGAAAAUAAUGAAAUUGAAGUUUUGUUCAAAAGCAUUCCCUUUAUUGUUCUUUUUCAACUUUUGGUAUUGAUGAUGCAAUAAUUCUCUCAACUUUGUCUUUAUUUGAGAUUCUUAUGAUGGCAUCGAGUUAUUUGAGAUUUUUAGGAUGACAUAAAAUUU